AGGCAGCCCGCCAGCGCGCCCCAAUUGACGAGAAAAGAGCCCCAAACCCUCAUAAUGCGAUGAAGACGUAGCUUCACUGGGGUCCCCGUCUUCGCAUUGGGGAGUAUCAUGCUCGGCGGUUUGGUGCGAUGCACCUGCUAGGAAGGACCCAAAGGUCCCCACCGUUCCUGGUCCUCCGGGCGUGGGCCCCCCUCCUGGAGGGCUCGGGGCCCUCUUCUGGGCGGUCACGGCGGGCGCCCCGCGCCCCGCGCCCGAGAUGCACGGCGGGGGCGCGGCGCGGGGCCUCGGGCCGGAGGGCGCGCGGGACGACGACGAGCUGCCGCUGGAGCAGCUGCCGCCGAUGCCCGCCAGGGGAGUUGCCUACUGGGUGCAGACUGCCAGCGGGCUGGGCAUCGGGGGCUCCCUGAUGGCAGCGUACAACAUCGCGAUAGACUUCGCCGUCGCCCACGCCGACGAGGGAUCUUCUUUGUCGUGGUGGAGCGCCUUCGUCCUCGCCCCGCUCACGCGGGCCGCCUCCAUCGUCGCGGCGUGCUGCACGCUGCGGCUGCUGGCGGGCCGCUCCGGGGUGGUGCCGCGCUCGAAGGCCACCUGCAGGCCCAUGCCCGCAGAAGUGAAGCGCCUGCUGCGGGCGGGCGAGGGCCUGCGGGGCAUGUCCAACGUCACGGGCGAGGGCCCGGACGGCUGGGGCUCGUACUGCGUCCGCUGCCUGGUGUGGCGUCGGGCGUCCGCGCAGGAGCCCGGGGCUCCCCGGUCGCACCACUGCAGCGUCUGCCAGAGGUGCGUGGAGGGCUUCGACCACCACUGCCGGCUGCUGGGCCGCUGCGUGGUCAGAGGGAACAUGAUCUUUUUGAGGACAGUCAUUACGUUGAUGAUGGCCGGGAUGGUCAACGUCUUCUUGGCUGGUUUCACGGCUGUGCCUGAAGAGUUGUUGAUGUCUGGGACUCUGCACGCAGUUUUUUGCUGUUUGUUGGCCGUUUAUGUCUGCUGCGUGUCGUGCGUGACCACCUGCAUGUUCGCAUUCGCCGAGCCGUAGGCAGGCUCAGCCGCACGCGGGCGUCAUUGCGGAUCCGCGGGGGAGGAACAGCAGGCUUGCCACCGCCCUACAGUAUUUAUCAUGUUGCUUCUGCUUGGGCCCAUCAUCUCCUCCAUGUCCUGUCCUGGCUCGGAAUCUUCAGGGCGGUAUACCAGGGGUGGCCACCUCCACAGGAUAAACAUCUCCCUUCUCAGUUCGCCAUGGAGGCUCUCAAGGCUGCGAUGCUCUCGCGUCAGCGCAGGCCGCGAUCCACACACAGUGGUGCACUCGCGAUGGCGCUGGUCACACUCCUAGCUUCGAGAGAAGGGGCGUUUUCGGCCCAGCGCCAGUAGCAUUCACAGCGCGGAGAGACGCUUCCGCCACGAUGCUGGACACAGUCCUAGAGUUUUGCUCCGACCUCGGCGCCAGCCAAUUGUCAGCCUCAGGACGUUUCAUGUCGGCGCCUGGCGCACUCCCAGUGCAGAGUGCUCACAGUGUAGCGCCAACCGUACUCGCAACUCAGAGGUACAGAGGUGUAGAGAUAUACCAACAGCACAAGUAGAAAUAUACUCCGGCA
Molecule: messenger RNA, 1589 nt
Organism: Prorocentrum cordatum
Lineage: Eukaryota; Dinophyceae; Prorocentrales; Prorocentraceae
Source: the annotation of a GenBank genome assembly